AUGGAAGAGACGAGUGUGGAAGACGCUAAUUUACGCGAUUCUGCAUUUCGCAAACGACGUGUCGUCACAUGCAGACAUGGGGAGAUUGCGUUGACAGAGAUUCUCGUUUCUGAUUUGCCCCAUUCCCCUUUCGGCAUUCGCUUCCAUCUAUCAACGGCGGUGAUUGAAUUUGCUCAGUUUCAUGGGCUGGCCCAGAUACCUUCCAUGACCAUCGGCAGUGUGAUCUUGCUACAACCCCAUAGCCACAGGAUUGAGCAGGAAUAUUUUGUUGCCAGGUCAAAUAUCAACCAGGAAUAUUAUCAAGGAAACCUAACAACCAUGACCACCAAAUUUGGUUCCCACACUACAAAUUCUCAUUUUACGUUUCCUUCACUUGUGUAA
Messenger RNA from Sphenostylis stenocarpa, 381 nucleotides. NCBI's taxonomy places the organism in Eukaryota, Viridiplantae, Streptophyta, Magnoliopsida, Fabales, Fabaceae. The record is from the annotation of a GenBank genome assembly.